UGCGCACGCGCGGGUAAGAUGGCGGAUGAUAAGGACACACUGGGGAAGCUAAAGGAUCUUGCACAGUUGAAGGGUCAACUGGAAAGCAUCCAGAGGAGGGUGGAAGAGGAGGUACAAAUGGGAUUGCCCAAUGGUGGCUCCCUGUUGGCCUCUCCAUUCCUGAAGGGGUUCCUGGCGGGAUACGUUGUGGCCAAGCUGCGAGCCUCUGCUGUCCUGGGUGUGCUGGUGGGAACAGUCACUGGGAUUUAUGCAGCCCAAAACUACAACAUCCCCAAUGUAGAAAACUCAAUCAAGGAUUACCUGGACUCGAUGAAGAAAGGACCAAAAUAA
Hemiscyllium ocellatum (epaulette shark) is the source of this 330-nucleotide messenger RNA. RefSeq names its product SLC35A4 upstream open reading frame protein. The transcript is spliced from 3 exons. The coding region runs from base 19 to 330 and encodes 103 amino acids. NCBI's taxonomy places the organism in Eukaryota, Metazoa, Chordata, Chondrichthyes, Orectolobiformes, Hemiscylliidae. The record is from RefSeq and is a predicted model, not a curated record.